Molecule: messenger RNA, 3328 nt
Organism: Carassius gibelio (silver crucian carp)
Lineage: Eukaryota; Metazoa; Chordata; Actinopteri; Cypriniformes; Cyprinidae
Product: calcium-activated chloride channel regulator 3A-1-like
Exons: 14
Coding region: 1-2715 (904 amino acids)
Source: RefSeq, a predicted model, not a curated record
AUGGAUUCAAGAUCGGUGUUUGUCUUAUUAUGGAUGUUCCUGUUGUCCCCAUCCUCUGGAAUCAAACUAGAGGGAAAUGGUUAUGUUGACAUUAUAAUCGCAAUCAGUUCAAGAGUACCACAGGAUGACAUGCUCAUUGAUAAAAUCAAGGAAAUGGUCACUGAAGGAUCGUAUUAUCUUUAUGACGCAUUAGAUGAAAUGGUCUAUUUUAAAGAAGCUACAAUACUAGUCCCACCUCAGUGGAAUAGUAAGGAUUUUAUCAAAGCAAGAACAGAGUCCUUUGAAAAGGCACAAAUAAAAAUUGAUAAUGAUAAUUCUGCAAACAACGUUGAACCCUACACUAAACAGUAUGGAGAAUGUGGAGAGGAGGGGGAUUACAUUCAUUUUACCCCAAAAUACCUGCUGAAUGACACUUUUAUUCAGCUUUAUGGUUCAAGAGGAAGGGUCUUUGUGCAUGAAUGGGCUCAUUUGAGAUGGGGCGUGUAUGAUGAAAACAGUGAAGAACAGCCAUUCUACCACUCUAAUGGUCAUAUUGAAGCUACAAGGUGUAGCAAAGAUAUUGAAGGUCUGUUUUAUGAGGUUACUGCGGGAGGAUCUCUUCAGCAGUGCCGUAUCGAUCCACAAACUGCACUACCUGACGAUAGGUGUAUGUUUUUUCCAGACAGAAAUCAAAUCACAGGCAGCUCCAUAAUGUUCUUACCAAGUCUGGAUCCUGUGACUGCAUUUUGUCGUGAAAAUGAGCACAAUUAUGAAGCCCCAAACCUACAAAAUAAAAAAUGUGGCAACAAAGCAACAUGGACUGUAAUUUUUGAAGAUUCUGUGGAUAAAGACGCACUUCGUUCUCUGAAACCACUGCAGUCCCCUCCACCGCCACCAUCUUUCAAAGUUGUGCAGAGAGCACAGCGGGUCGUUUGUCUCAUCCUUGAUGUCUCAGGAAGCAUGCAAGGCUCAAGAAUUCUUCAACAGCGACAGGCUGCCACACAAUUCCUACGGAUCUACAUUGAAGAUCAAGCCAGUGUUGGAAUUGUAACCUUCAGUACUUAUGCUUCAACACUGAGCCCUUUGACUACUAUUGACAGCGACACCACAAGAGAGAAUCUUAUCAAACUUUUGCCAACAGUAGCAAGUGGAUCAACAAACAUGUGUUUGGGCCUUAGUCAAGGCUUACAGGAACUACAAAAGGACAAUGGGGAUGUAUUAGGAGAUGAAAUAAUUUUUCUGACAGACGGUCAGGCAACAGACAACAUUGCUGCUUGUGCUCCAUCUGCAAUACAAAGUGGUGCCAUUAUACACACACUAGCUUUUAGUAACAGUGCAGCUAGUGCACUAAUAGAAAUGGCGAACAAAACUGGAGGAAAAUUCAUUUAUGCCAGUGAUGAAUUGACCUCCAACCAGUUAAUGGAUGCGUUUGCCUCACUAACAUUAUCAACGGGAGAUUACACAAAAGAACCAGUUCAGCUCGAGAGUGUUGGAGCAAGAACAUCUGGUUGGUUCAACGGGACAGUAUCAGUGGAUCAGACUGUUGGGAACAAAACCAGAUUUGUAAUAAUCUAUGAAAUAAGUUUUCCUAGUGUUUACAUACAAUCACCAAGUGGCUCAAUCUACACUCAGACAAAUAUGAGUCAUGAUGAAUUGCUGAAAGCAGUCACUUUAAACGUUCCAGGAACUGCAGAGCCUGGGGACUGGAAGUACAGUGUCCAAACCACCUCAAAUCAGGCUUUCACUAUAACAGUAACGAGUCAAGCGGCACGUGCUGAUGUUCCUCCUAUUAUUGUAAAAACCCAUAUGAACCAGCAGUUCAAUGACGGCUCUAAACCCAUGACAGUGUUUACUGAGGUUAGUCAGAAUUACAGGCCUGUAAUAAAUGCUGAAGUGUGGGCUACACUGGAGUCGGAAACUGGGUCCGUGCAUACAUUACAACUGCUGGACAAUGGAGCAGGAGCUGAUGCUUUUCAGGGUGAUGGAAUCUAUUCCAGAUAUUUCACAAAGAUUGUAAAUGGGAGAAGCAGCUUGAAAGUAAGAGUGAAGAAUCAAGGUGGACAAACCAGAUUAGCUUCCACCAAAAAGAGCAGUGCCCCAUACGUACCUGGAUAUGUGGUAAACGGUGUAGUGCAGCUGAACCCUCCAAAGACUCCAGUUUCUGAGGAACCUCUUAAGGUGGGAAACUUCACCAGAACAGCCACCGGAGAGAGUUUUGAGGUGAAACUUUCGGGCACAACUCCACCAAACUUCCCUCCCAACAGAAUCACAGAUCUGAGUGCUGAGAUCCAGGAGGACACUGUGCUUCUCAGCUGGACAGCACCUGGAGAGGACCUCGACCAAGGCACAGCUAAAUCCUAUGAGAUCAGGUGGAGCUUUGACCUUGAUAUGCUUCGAAAGAACUUCAGCAAUGGUCAUGUAGUGAACACAGCUGCCGUCUCUCCUCACGAGGCUGGAUCAGUUGAACAACAUUCAUUCAAUCUCAGUUUCCCAAUCCAAAAUGGGACCACACUCUUCUUUGCGGUUCAGUCGGAGGAUGAACAAAAUGCUAAAUCUGAAACCUCCAACAUUGCUCAAGCUUCAAAGAUCCUGCCUGGUCCAAAACCCCCAGGAAUAUCAAACCCAGGCGUGAAUUUAACAGUUCUUGUCAUCUCUCUGUGUGUGGUAAUUAUGGUUAUAUGCUUUAUUGUAGCUGUAACCACAUGGGCAGUGAGACGCAGGAAUAUUGCUGUCUAAAGCAACACAUGACAUCAACAAUGCAAACAAAUGUCAAAUCAAGCCUUAAGCCUACUUUGAACAAUAUUUGAAACAGCUUUAAAACAUUUCUUAAAACAGUUAUUUGGUUCAGACAUAAUUUCUUGGCUUCUGACAUCUUUUUCAAGUAAAUGUCUAAUAAUGCUGCCUCAUAGAAUUUUUAUUUAUGAUUCUCAGUCAACUGAUUUAGCUUCAUCUUAAAUGUGAGCACUUUUAAAAACAAAUCAGUAAAACAUUUCUGUAUUAAAUUUGCAUUGUGGUGAUUCGAAACACUGUUUGGUUCAUUUGUUUAUUGUAUUUCCAUAAGUCUGCAUGAUGCAGAUAAAUCCAUAAUCAUUUGCAAUAUGUGAAUAUAUAUAUAUAUAUAUAUAUAUAUAUAUAUAUAUAUAUAUAUAUAUACACUGUAUAUAUAAAACAAGCUGUAUGUAUUGAUGGAGUUAUGUAAACAUAAGGGGGAGCCACUGUGAUGUUGAUGUUUCACAUUCAUCAGUCACAGAUCAGCAGCUCCAACAAUCUGCUUCCCCUUUUUAAUUAUUUAAUAAAAUGUAUAUUAGAAUGAAGACCAUUAUUUACAUGUGUUUGAAUUUAUUAAUGA